AUGGAAACAUUAGCUGGAGUGUUAAAUGCUCUCAUAAAUACUACAAUAAACAAGGAUAACGAAGAAAACUUAAUGAAUGUUAAACUUAUUGCAGGAGUUUUGAAGUUCAGUUAUGCAAAGGAGUUUAAGAUAACACGAAUGAGUCAUAGAGUUCAAUUGCUUCUGGGUGCAUACCAUAUGACAUUUCCUUUGAAAAGUGUUGACAAAACGAUUGAGAUGAAAUCUGUUCCAUACGUAUGUUAUGGUAAUUGUUUGUACAUUGAGUCUAAAAUAGCUAAUGUCACAGGCAUUUCAGGAGUUAAUAGUAAAGGUUCAGUAGAAUAUAAGUCUUUCUGUUAUGCAGUCAAUUCAAUGUUCAUUCCAAACGUUCCUGUCAUAGCAACUCAUUUAGGUAAAUGGGUUCGCAUUAGUCCUCAUAAUUUGAAAGACAUGCAAUUCAGACUAGUUGACUUUCAGGGCGAGCCUGUAGAACUGAAGGCACCAGUGCGAAUGACUGUUGAAGUUGACUUUUUAGAAAAUAUUAAAUGCAACAGCUUACAAGAGAACUCAGAGCUAAAAAUAUAA
This is a messenger RNA of Trichomonas vaginalis G3, 564 nucleotides long. RefSeq lists its product as uncharacterized. The record is from RefSeq and is a predicted model, not a curated record. The coding region runs from base 1 to 564 and encodes 187 amino acids. NCBI's taxonomy places the organism in Eukaryota, Parabasalia, Trichomonadida, Trichomonadidae. The transcript has a single exon.